This is a messenger RNA of Thlaspi arvense, 1113 nucleotides long. Lineage: Eukaryota; Viridiplantae; Streptophyta; Magnoliopsida; Brassicales; Brassicaceae. The record is from the annotation of a GenBank genome assembly.
AUGAAACUCAGAGACAGACAAGACAAGGUGGAACGAGUGCUUACCUUAUAUAAGUCUUCAAAGGGAAGUCCAUUCCAAGAAGCGACCACCCAUGUGAGGGGGGAUUUUGAUGUUUUGGGGGCCCUACUAAUGAUGGAUAAUGUUGAACAGCAUAAUUAUGACGCAAUAAGGAAAGCUGGAAUUAGAACAGGUGUUCAUCCAAGGCUUAUUUUUGAAACCACAAUUCGGCAGAAUGAUACUUUAGUGACUGAGUUUGCUGCUAGUGGAAAAGAUCAAGAUGAUGGUUUAGGUAGGCCGCUUUCCUUAACCAAAGUAUUCUAUGCUGCAAAUGUCAGUGAUUGGUUCUCUGUGGUUGCAAUUCCAGUCGGAGCUCAUUGCCAUGAUAUUGGACUUGCGACAAAUUCUCCUCAAGAGAGAAGGGGCCUUACCAAUUAUUCAUUGUCAGGACCACCUUUAUUGAAUCAACAUAACGGUAGCGGCAUUGGCAUAACUGUAAGAAAAUCAAAUUUUCUUGCUUCAUUGGCUCAGUUUGUCAGUGUACUAAGUUUGCAGCCUGGUUCUGAUGGAUUUUCAAGAUAUUUCAGCACUUUUGGACAAGUUGUCUGUCAAAUUUCUAGAAGCACAAAAAUUUCCCUUCAAGGCGUGCACAAAGGGUCUCAAUUACCGAGUCAGAAAGUCAAUCUUGGAGCCUUAGCCAUGCCAGUAGGCAUUUUCAAACGCAACAAAGUUCCUGAAACAGCUUUGGAGGAAUCUGUUCAACCGGUAGGGACUAUGACAGCAGAAAAUGACUCCAGAGGUUCCAUAGCUCUAAUGCUGGAGUCUGAGCUAGAUGAGAGUGCUAGAAUUGGAGGUUGGCUUGAGAUGAAAAGAUCUAAUGCCAAAUGUCUACAGUGGGCUGUUUCAAUGCGUGACACUCCUGAAGAUGAUUUUGGAUGGGGUUUGAGUUUGGGUGGAUCUAUGCAAGGUCCCAAAAGUUGGGAACAUUUUCAGGUUGAAAGUUUUCUAAACUUCAACUUUGGUAAAAGAUUCAGCUUGCAGCCUGCUCUUGUAUAUGUAAUGGACAGGACUACCCAAUUUCCCGUCCUCUUGCUUCGGUCUAGUUGGUCCCUAUAA